AUGGAUCUACCCAAGGAAUAUGAAUAUGCAAGAGAUCAUGUAAGAUCAAUAGAUUGGAGUAAAACUUUAAAUAUUCAAACAAUUAAAUCACAGAGAUCUCCACCCAGUUCAGACCCAACUAUCCCAUUCUUUGAAACUGUGAUCCGAUACUUAGGAGGAUUGAUCUCAGCUUAUGAAUUAUCAAAUGAUAAAUUAAUGUUGGAAAGAGCAGAAGAUUUAGCUGAUUGGCUAUUACCGGCUUUUGGUACUGAUCUUGGAUUUCCUAUACCUCGUUAUAAGAUUGGAUCUCAAUAUGUUGGUAGAGUUUGUUUAGCUGAAAUGGGUUCAUUACUUUUAGAAUUUACAAGAUUAUCACAAAUCACUCAAAAACCUCAAUACUUUUUUUAUGUACAAAGGAUCACAGAUCAUUUAGAUUCGGAUCAAUGGAGCUCAGAAGAUCGAAUUGGUAGUUUAUUUCCUACUAUAAUUCAUCCUGAUAAUCCUACAGAUUUAUGGGGUUAUUAUACAUUUGGUGGCAUGGCAGAUAGCUACUAUGAAUAUCUCAUAAAACAAUACCAAUUACUAGGUCUCCAAUCCCCUCAAUACUCAAAAAUGUAUACAUCAAUCCUAAAAUCAGCCAAAGAAAACUUGAAAAAAACUUUCCAAUUAGAACCUACCAACCAAACUCAAACAAGUACAACACCUAAGAUCAUCACAAUUUUAGGUGAUAGAUCAGGAGGAAAAGAUUCAAAUUUAGUCAACUCGCUUGAUCAUUUAACUUGCUUUUCUGGUGCUAUGAUUGGACUUGGAGCUAGGUUAUUGGAUAACAUUGAAGAUUUAGAUUUAGCUGUUUCUUACACCGAUUCUUGUGUUUGGGCUUAUGAAUCUACUAAAACUGGUUUAGGACCGGAGAGAAUGAUUGUUUUUGAUGAUGAAGAUGGUGCAGAGUAUUGGGAACCAGUCAAACAUGAAGGAGAAGUUUAUCGUAGAUUAAUUAAAGAGAAUGGACCUCCUGGUUCGAUCAUUCUUGAUUCUAAAUAUGCUGGUAGACCUGAAACAAUUGAAUCUGUUUUGUAUAUGUGGAGAAUUACUGGGGAUAAAGUUUGGCAAGAUAGAGGAUGGAGAAUGUUCACAAGUUGGGUAGAAGGAUGUUUAACCGAGUUUGGAUUUGCUGAUAUAGUUGAUGUCAAUCAUUUACCUUAUCAAAGAUCAGAUAAACAAGAAUCAUAUGUUUUAGCUGAAACAUUGAAGUAUUAUUAUUUAUUAUUUGAUGAUCCACAUUCAAUUAGUUUAGAUGAUUAUGUUUUUAAUACAGAAGCACAUCCAUUCAAAUUAGGAAACCGUAAAGCUUUGAGAAAUUAUGAUUUGAAGGAAUAUAAAGAUGAAGAAAUUGGGAAAGGUAGUGUUUUGCAGGUUUGGGCAGGGUUGGUUUAUGAGGAUUUGGAUGAACAGGAAAAAGAAAUCUAUAGGGAAGUUUUUGGGGUUUAA
Molecule: messenger RNA, 1467 nt
Organism: Melampsora larici-populina 98AG31
Lineage: Eukaryota; Fungi; Basidiomycota; Pucciniomycetes; Pucciniales; Melampsoraceae
Product: family 47 glycoside hydrolase
Exons: 12
Coding region: 1-1467 (488 amino acids)
Biological process (GO): N-glycan processing; carbohydrate metabolic process
Cellular component (GO): Golgi membrane; endoplasmic reticulum
Molecular function (GO): mannosyl-oligosaccharide 1,2-alpha-mannosidase activity; calcium ion binding
Source: RefSeq, a predicted model, not a curated record